Messenger RNA from Morone saxatilis (striped sea-bass), 1277 nucleotides. RefSeq names its product purine nucleoside phosphorylase-like. Lineage: Eukaryota; Metazoa; Chordata; Actinopteri; Moronidae. Gene Ontology annotation, molecular function: purine-nucleoside phosphorylase activity. Gene Ontology annotation, biological process: nucleoside metabolic process. Gene Ontology annotation, cellular component: cytoplasm. The record is from RefSeq and is a predicted model, not a curated record.
UGGGUUUUACAUUCAUACAUAUACACCUCACCUUUCACUCACACAGACAUUUGCUGACAGACAGAUUAAACUGUAUUGAUUCAUUUGCAUUUACUUAAUUAAAUUAACUAUUCGCAGGCUGCGUGGUCUUCCUCUCACACUUUUUAACUAGGUUGUGACAGUAGUCGACAGUAGUAAGUGGACCUUGAAUUGAACUCCCAUAAGGUUGAGAGUGAAAUGAGAUGAAUUAAACAGUGAGAGCAGAUGAAUGAGAAGAAUAUAUAUAUAUAUCAUGUAAAUAUACAGUAAAUAUACAGAGUUAACAAACUUUAUAAUAAUAAUGACUUUAUUUCCUUUAAAAUUACAAAACUUAAUUUCAAUUGUCCUGAUCUUAAAGUGUCUAAAGAUCAAAUCUGUCAGGAUAACUGUAUGUUAAUGAUGCAGCAACAAUAAUCAGAGAGCAGCAUUUAUUAGAGGAUUAUUAUUUAUAUUAAACUUCUCAAGAAGGAAAAGUUGAAAUUUAAGAAGCUAAAAAGGCUUCAUUAACAUCUGAGGAGUGAAGGUGGGAACAGACUGCCCUCUGCUGGACUGAUGAAGAACUGAUCUCAGUUUAGCCAUCAGAUGGAGAAAAUGUACACUUGAAUCCAUUUUUAUUUUGUUCGUGAGAGUUUCUGUAAAGACAAACUUCAGUUUGAUCUAAUCAUGUAAAGUCAGAUGUGCUUGUAUAGAAGAUUUAAACCUAAUAAAAGUAUAAACUUUAGUAUAUAAUGUUCUGUAUAUAUAUAUUAAUGUGAUGGUGCUGUUGAAGCCACCUGCUGAAUAUUUACCCUCCACGGUCCAAACUGCAGAGGUCAAAGGUCACAGACACACAGAGUCAAUGACCUCGACUGUGUUAACAGGCUCUGAUUCAACCAAUCAGAGGACAGCACAUUCUCACUGUCUGUCUGUCUGUCUGUCUGUCUUCUUCUUCUUCUGGUAUCUCUGCAGUGUGACGAUGCACAGCAAAGGAAACUCCUGCUGCUGUUCCUUUGAGGACUACAAACUGACCACAGAGUGGCUGCUUAACCACACGAGUCACCGUCCAAAGGUUGCAGUGAUCUGUGGUUCAGGACUCGGCCUGCUGGCUGACGGAGCUGCCAACAAACAGACCUUCAGGUACCAGGAUAUCCCCAACUUCCCUGUCAGUACAGUCGCAGGUCAUGAAGGCUGCCUGGUGUUUGGGACGAUCGAGGACACUUCCUGUGUCUUCAUGCAGGGUCACUUCCACCUGUACGAAGGUUACUCCCUCUGUCAGGUGA